Messenger RNA from Anisakis simplex (herring worm), 657 nucleotides. NCBI's taxonomy places the organism in Eukaryota, Metazoa, Nematoda, Chromadorea, Rhabditida, Anisakidae. The record is from the annotation of a GenBank genome assembly.
AUCGAAGUUGAUAUGGACGUAGAGCAUGGUGGCCAGACUGAGCGAGUACCGAGACCAAGUCAAACGAGCAGUAAUAAUAACAACAACAACAAUAACGAUAAUAACAACACGAAUAACGAUAAUAAUAACAAUAAUAAUACUGAUAAGAGCAGUGGCAACGAAAAGCAAACGGAUGAGACACCAAAGGAGCCAACAGAUGCCAAGGAAGUCAACGCCGAUAGUGGUGAUGUUGUGAUGACACCGGCGCAUACGGAUGAUGUUGUGACUGAACCAAUGAGUGAAAUGCACAUUUCAAACGAUAAGGAACCAGAGCAACAAGCCGAUAAAACUGUGGGUGAUAAAGAAAACGGCGCUAAGGAACCUGAGGGAAGUGAAAAAGAGAAGGGAAAUGUGAUGUUGGUUGAUAUCGAUGAUGAGGGCAACGACACCGAAAUGUGGACAAUGAUGGACAAGAACGACGUUGAAACGACAGCUAAAACGAAUGACGCAGACAGACAGGUUGCGACAUGCGUGGAACAGCUGGAAGCGAUGGGAUUCGACAACUGCAACGGCUGGUUGACGAAACUGGCGAUGGUUCAUCAGGGUGAUACAACACGUGUCAUCGAGAAUUUGGGCAGUGAUCCGGUGUAUUCGCAACGUCUGCAGGCGGCACUCUGA